AUGUAUCGCCAGAGGUUUUUGUCGGCUAAAGAACUAGAAGAUUUGUUAAUGAAUCCAAGUUCAGACGAAGAUGAUGAAUUGAACCAGAAAGUAGAUAAAGCUAUUGAAACAAACGUGAUUAUUUUGCCUCCAAAAAUUGAUGCUUUGAGUGACCAUGAAGAAAUUGAUGAUAACGUCCAAUUAUUGGAAGACGUGAACAUAUUGCCAAAUGAACUAGCCGAAAAUGCAUCAACAUCACAAAAUAUUGCAUCAACUUCUAAAAAGGAAUCGACGUCUUUUCAAUAUAAAUUACCAAAGUGGUCAAAGAGCCAUCGAGUUGGCUUUUCAAAUACUCCAAAAGACGUAUCAAGUGAAAAGAUUCAAGCGAUCUAUAACAAAAUAGGCAGUUUCAAUCCUCUUCAAAUUUUCGAAUUAUUUCUUGAUAAUGAGAUUAUCAAUUUCAUUGUUGAAAGCACCAAUACGUAUGCUAAUGCGGAUAGAAAUAAUUUAACAUUCAAGACAAAUUUCAAUGAAAUCCGUACAUUUAUUGGAAUAAUGUAUUUUUCUGGAUUGCAUACAGUUCCACAGUUGGAUUUAUAUUGGUCCAAUCAACCAGUCUUUCGCUGCAAUAUAAUAAACGAAGCCAUGAGCCGAGACCGCUUCAAACUUAUCAAAUCGUUCUUACAUGCCUGUGAUAACAGUACAAUUGAUCCCAGCGACAAGUUUGCUAAAGUCUCAACUCUAAACAACAUGGUCAAUAAGAAUUUUAUGCAGUUCGGAGUAUUUUCCCAUCACCUUUCAAUAGACGAACAAAUGAUACCCUACUAUGGACGUCAUUCUGCAAAAAUGUUUAUAAGAGGGAAGCCAAUUCGUUUUGGAUACAAAUAUUGGGACUUGUGUUCUCACGAUGGAUAUUUAUAUCAAUUCAUUCCGUAUGGUGGUGCAAGUGCUGAUAAUUCCCCUGGAUUUGGCUUAGGGGAAAAUGUUGUUCUGAGACUUCUUUCUAAUAUCGAUGUUCCAGACCAACACACAGUUACUUUUGACAAUUUUUUCACGUCGCACAAACUGAUUUAUCGUCUUUCAGUAUUGGGUUACUUCGCAACAGGCACUGUUCGUGAAAAUAGAACUGGUAAAGCAAAGUUGACAGAACCCAAACAAAUGAAGAAACAAAAUAGAGGAACUAUGGAUUUUGCAUUCGACAAGGAAAAUGGAAUUGCCGCUGUUCGUUGGAACGAUAACUCCAUUGUAACAGUUCUUUCAAAUCAUUUGAUGGACCAACCAAUCACUCAAGCAAAACGCAAUUACCGGAUACGGAUUCGAGAAAAGAAAUGGUACUGGCCACUUUUAUCAAAUGCAUUGGAUGCAGCAUUGGUAAAUGCAUGGAAAAUUCAUGGCAUUUGCAAAAAGUUUGCAAAGGAAACACCAAUGUCACAACUUGAAUUUAGGACAUAUGUUGUAGACUCCUUACUGCGAUCAUCAAAUAUUCCGCCAACACUUCAAAGGGAAGGAAAUCCCAACGAAAUGAUUUCACUAAGUUCAGAUAUAAAUAGACAGCAUAUGAAAUUUCAAGCUUCUAGCUCACCUGGAACUAGUAGCCGCCGGAAAUGGGUUAAUAUCAAAAGUUGUAUCCGUGGCGUUAUGGUUUGUGCAUAG
Eupeodes corollae is the source of this 1632-nucleotide messenger RNA. RefSeq names its product piggyBac transposable element-derived protein 3-like. Gene Ontology annotation, molecular function: sequence-specific DNA binding. The transcript has 6 exons. Lineage: Eukaryota; Metazoa; Arthropoda; Insecta; Diptera; Syrphidae. The record is from RefSeq and is a predicted model, not a curated record. Bases 1 to 1632 code for a protein of 543 amino acids.